ACCAACUGACCUGAGUGCAGCCGGACAAGUUGAGGUGAAGGAGAUUGUGGCAGCCCUUCCCUGUGGUCAGGAUAAGCAGCAGCUGUGUUCCAUCAACAACACUGUUCACCUUUCACCCAUUGCUUCUGUGUCCAGGCCUGUUUUCUUAAGAUUUGUAUCCCUAAAAUCCUACUUUUCUCCAGCUCUUAUUACUGAAAAGACAAUAACUGCAGGGCACAGGAUGCAAGUGACCUCGUCUCUCCUCUUAGCCUCCCUGCUCCUCCUCCUGCUCCCAUCCAUCGACACGAAAAGAGCAGGGAAGGGCAGAGGCCUCAGAGCAGCAAGACACAAACUCACACGGGACAGUAUGAGAGGUGUUGGGCGUAGCGGCAGAUCGGGCCCCUCCAGGCUUGACUGCUCAGAGGUGACAGAAUCUGGAGACGUCUUCAUAGACUGUCAGGACCGACGCCUCACCUCCAUUCCCACCUCACAGACCUGGUCCAAACAACCAAAGCACCUCCUUCUGGCCCGUAAUAGCAUCAAAGUCCUUCGUGAAGACGCCUUCUCUGGAUUUGAGAGUUUAAUCAGUCUGGACCUGCAGCAGAAUCAGAUCUUUUUAGUGGAGGAAGGGGCCUUCCAGGGCCUGACACGCCUUACAACCCUGCUGCUGCAGCACAACCGCCUGGGAUCACUUAGCGAGGAGGCUCUCAUCCCCAUGCCAAACCUUGGCUACCUACGUCUAUAUGAUAAUCCCUGGAAUUGUCUCUGCCCUAUGGACAGUCUUAUACGCACCCUUCAGGUCCCAAGCAACCGUAAUCUGGGAAAUCAUGCCAGGUGUGCAGAGCCCAGCAGGCUAAAAGGCAUGAAGUUGAAGCAGAUUGACCCAAAGUUACUCUGUAAGGAGACAGACCCAUCAGGCGACCAACAGGGGGACCAAACAGAUCCCAUAGACCCUGUACAGCCCAUUCCCAUUCGCACAAAACCAGACGCAACCACAUCUUGCCAUACCUAUCGUUUCCCCCAAAUACGGAUGGACUGCAGGAACCGAGGUCUAACUGAGGUGCCUACAGGUAUUCCAGAGGAUGUUGUUCAUAUCGAUCUGUCCCAUAAUUCAAUCCGUCAUCUCAAACCCAGAGAUUUCCACCGAGCAAGGGGCCUCAGAACCCUUAACAUCAGUCAUAACAACAUGGAGCACAUUGACACGGCUUCCCUGUAUGGGCUGCUGCACCUACGGGAGCUGGACCUGUCCAACAACAGCCUGCAUUUUGUCAAGUACGGUGUCCUUGAAGACCUUUACUUCCUGUCACAGCUAAAACUGGGAGGGAACCCAUGGGUGUGUGACUAUAGCAUCCAUUAUAUGGUGUAUUGGCUGCGACUGCACCCAGUGGUCAGACACUCUGGCCUUUUGUGCCGAUCCCCUCCUGAACAUACUGGGGAGAGUGUAGCAGAGUAUGUGCAUUCCUACAACAGAGAGUGUCCAAAGGACAGGCAGCACAGCAGAACAGAUCAAGACCAAACAGACCCUGAACUAUGGAACACACCAAUGGAAGUGCAGGGAGAACUGGAGGAGGAGGAGCUGGAGCCGAGCCACUUGAGAGCACCCCAGAAAUACCAAAUCAUCAGGCUGUCUUGACUCAAGUGAAACUUUGUCCUAAAAUUAGACUUUGAAAAGUCUCUUUGUUUUCCCUUCAUUUCUUUUUCAUUUCUUUCUGUCUGUAUCAGAUGGAGAAACUACGUCUUUUCAUAUUUGUUGUCUUAUAAGAGUUGACAACUUAUUGACUAUCUGACAAAUUAUAACAAUAAAAAUAUUGUCUUUAUGUGUCAAUGCACACCUAAGUGAAACAUGGGUAUUGCACAUGAAACAAAAACAAAAUAAUCUGGCAACAGGCAAAUACUCACUUAUACAUUUCAAGUUGGGCCAUUUUAGAGCCGUGCAGCCACGCAGAUUGAGAUGGAUGACAAAUGGGCGGUAGCUUUGCAGAAUCUGCUUCAU
Molecule: messenger RNA, 1972 nt
Organism: Anoplopoma fimbria (sablefish)
Lineage: Eukaryota; Metazoa; Chordata; Actinopteri; Perciformes; Anoplopomatidae
Product: leucine-rich repeat-containing protein 17-like
Exons: 7
Coding region: 221-1612 (463 amino acids)
Cellular component (GO): plasma membrane
Molecular function (GO): protein binding
Source: RefSeq, a predicted model, not a curated record